This is a messenger RNA of Arvicola amphibius (Eurasian water vole), 396 nucleotides long. RefSeq names its product agouti signaling protein (gene Asip). Bases 1 to 396 code for a protein of 131 amino acids. Gene Ontology annotation, molecular function: neuropeptide hormone activity; melanocortin receptor binding. The record is from RefSeq and is a predicted model, not a curated record. Gene Ontology annotation, cellular component: extracellular region. The transcript is spliced from 3 exons. NCBI's taxonomy places the organism in Eukaryota, Metazoa, Chordata, Mammalia, Rodentia, Cricetidae. Gene Ontology annotation, biological process: melanosome organization; hormone-mediated signaling pathway; positive regulation of melanin biosynthetic process.
AUGGAUGUCACUCGCCUGCUCCUGGCCACCCUAGUGGGCUUCUUAUGCUUCCUUGCCGUCUACAGUCACCUGGGACCCGAGGAGACACUCAGCGAUGACCGGAGUCUGAGGAGCAACUCCUCCGUGAACUCGUUGGAUUUCUCUUCAGUUUCGAUAGUGGCACUGAAUAAGAAAUCCAAGAGGAUCAGCAGAAAAGAAGCCGAGAAACGGAAGAGAUCAUCCAAGAUGAACGCUUCGUUGAAGAAGGAGGCACGGCCCCCGCCACCCACGCCCUGCGUGGCCACCCGAGACAGCUGCAAGCCGCCUGCGCCCGCCUGCUGCGACCCGUGUGCCUCCUGCCAGUGCCGCUUCUUCCGCAGCGCCUGCGCCUGCCGCGUACUCAACCCCUACUGCUGA